This is a messenger RNA of Aspergillus saccharolyticus JOP 1030-1, 1102 nucleotides long. RefSeq lists its product as uncharacterized. NCBI's taxonomy places the organism in Eukaryota, Fungi, Ascomycota, Eurotiomycetes, Eurotiales, Aspergillaceae. The transcript has a single exon. The record is from RefSeq and is a predicted model, not a curated record. Bases 112 to 918 code for a protein of 268 amino acids.
CUUUUGUAUUUUUAUUUUUAUUUUUUUUUUUUUGUCUACUCCGUCCUCCACGGCGACUCCGGCAGUCUUCUUCCCAUAAGAAAGAAAACCAAAAUACAGAGCAAAUGCCAGAUGAUAAAUGAAUGCAGAAUCUCUCUCUUCUGUCUGCUCUUGAUCUGUCUUGUGUUCUCGGAUAUGCGUCUUUCUCUUGUUCAUGCAGUCUGUCACCGCCGCCCUGGGAAAGGGGAAUGUGAUAUUGACGGAUGUACUCCGACGUGUUGGAGUUAUGUUUUCAAUCCUGUGUAUAAUCAUUACCUACCAGUAUUAGUAGUGGAAUUUAUUAUUAUUAUUUUGGCUACGGCGGAGAAAAGACUUGGUCUGCCUGCUUGUUACUCUUGCUGCUGCUGCUGCUGCUGCUGCUGCUGCUGUUGCUGCUCUUGCUGUUGCUGCCGCUUCUCUUCCUCCUCUUCCCAGUUCGACUCUCUCUCUUAUCCCCGGUCAAGGAAAAAAAAAAUAGAAUCGAAUCCACGUCUUCUGCUCGCUUCCUUUCCCUCUGCCCCCCCUCUCUCUCUGCCUCUCUUCCCUUUUCCCUCUUGCUCACUUGCUCACGCUCAGUCUCCGUUUCUCGGUCUUGAGACUCUCUUCUUUUCUCCCCGUUCCCCCCAUCAAGCCUUUCUACCCCCCCCUCCCCCUCCCCCGGUCCUCCUCUCUCUCUCUCUCUCUCUCUCUCUUUUCUUGGAUUGGGACGAUUGCAUUUCUCCUCUGCUACCCGACCUUUUCCUUCCCUUUCCCUUCUCUCCCUCCCCCCAUCCUCCAUCCUUAAUUCCCUCAAUCCACCCACUUCUCUCUCCCUCGUCCUCCCACUCCUCCCCUCCCCGCCUUCUCCAACCCUUUUCAUCUCCCUCACGCCAGACCCUAAUUUGUGUCUGUCGUGUCUGAAGGGUGAGAAGCUGUUCUCGGUCACUGCUUGCCCAUUCUGCCUCGUUCACUCGUGGUAGAUACUAUAGAGAGUGCAAUCACUCCUUUUCCUGUGAGUCGCCAACCCUCCUCUCCCCUUGCCUGACACUCCCGAAGCACAAUGUCUUGUCUUUUCCUUUUUUUGUGUCCGCCUUCCGUCCACCGG